CCCAUCUCUCUCUUUCCCUAAGCAGCCUGAGGUAAUCUGUGAAAAUGGUUCGCUAUUCACUUGACCCGGAGAACCCCACGAAAUCAUGCAAAUCAAGAGGUUCCAAUCUUCGUGUUCACUUUAAGAACACUCGUGAAACUGCUCAGGCCAUCAAGGGUAUGCAUAUGGGAAAAGCCACGAAGUAUCUGAAAGAUGUCACUUUACAGAAACAGUGCGUACCAUUCCGACGUUACAAUGGUGGAGUUGGCAGGUGUGCGCAGGCCAAGCAGUGGGGCUGGACACAAGGUCGGUGGCCCAAAAAGAGUGCUGAAUUUUUGCUGCACAUGCUUAAAAACGCAGAGAGUAAUGCUGAACUUAAGGGUUUAGACGUAGAUUCUUUGGUCAUUGAGCAUAUCCAAGUGAACAAAGCACCUAAGAUGCGCCGCCGGACCUACAGAGCUCAUGGUCGGAUUAACCCAUACAUGAGCUCUCCCUGCCACAUUGAGAUGAUCCUUACGGAAAAGGAACAGAUUGUUCCUAAACCAGAAGAGGAGGUUGCCCAGAAGAAAAAGAUAUCCCAGAAGAAACUGAAGAAACAAAAACUUAUGGCACGGGAGUAAAUUCAGCAUUAAAAUAAAUGUAAUUAAAAGGAAAAAAAAAAAAAAAA
Molecule: messenger RNA, 646 nt
Organism: Symphalangus syndactylus (siamang)
Lineage: Eukaryota; Metazoa; Chordata; Mammalia; Primates; Hylobatidae
Product: large ribosomal subunit protein uL22-like
Biological process (GO): cytoplasmic translation
Cellular component (GO): ribosome; cytosolic large ribosomal subunit
Molecular function (GO): structural constituent of ribosome
Source: RefSeq, a predicted model, not a curated record